ACGUGCGCUCGUGCGCUCACUCCAGUCCGUCGCGAGCCGUCGCGUCAGUCGGGUUGUAUUGUUCCGUGGCAUCUCCGACUCCGAGUCGUCUCUCCGCUGUAGUUUCCCAGCUCGAUUUCCUGCGCGAGGUUUGGGAAUGUGUCCCGGGCGACCUCGUUGAAUGUCAGUGAGUCGUUCGCACGAGCAAGAGCAACAGAGGGGUCUGAAAGUCGGUUGUAGCCAGAGGCCGACAACAUGAGGAACUCGACGUUACUGAAAUGGGCGCAGAAUUCGGCGAACAAUAAAAAUCAGCCGAGUAAAAACGGAGGAACGAGUAGGAACUGGAUACACCCACCGGACGCGCUCCAAAAAGGACACAUCGCCUACCUAGUCAAGUAUUUGGGCAGCACAGAGGUGGACCAACCCAAAGGGAUCGAGGUCGUUAAGGAGGCGAUCUGCAAACUGAAAUUCAAUCAGCAACUCAAGAAGAGCGAAGGCACGAAAACCCCGAAGGUCGAGCUCACCAUAAGCAUCGAUGGCGUGGCGAUACAGGAACCAAAAACGAAAACGACGCCCAAGCGAAUUAUGCAUCAGUAUCCGUUACAUAGAAUCUCGUACUGCGCCGACGACAAAGGGGAGAAGAAGUUCUUCAGUUUCAUCGCGAAGGAAGAGGACGCGGAGAGGCAUACAUGCUUCGUUUUCGUCAGCGAUAAACUAGCCGAGGAAAUCACGCUGACCAUCGGCCAAGCUUUCGAUUUGGCCUACAGGAGGUUCCUGGAAACAUCCGGCAAGGAUUUAGAGACACAACGACGUUGUAUGGUCCUGCAGCAGAAGAUAAAGCGACUCGAACACGAAAACAAUGUUUAUCGGCAACGAUUGCAGGACGUCGCGGCUAUUAAAGGCUCGGCGGAUGUGUCGGCGUACCUAUCGCAACAUAAUAUACCCGAUAUUCUUCACGUACCUGGAGCUCCUACGGAUUCACCGCAAGUCAAUGGUACGAUUAGCCAGCCAUUGCUGAACAUGAGCGACAGCAACGGAAAUACAUCUAAUGGACCACAGCAACCGCCACCAGUUCCACCGAGAAGUUUCGAGAAGAGUUUUGACGAUGAUUUCAUGGGAAAUGAGCCAGCGCCAAUGCCGUCGGUUGGCACUAAAUUGGAAGGACUGUUGAUGGACGAGUUUGAGGAAGAUUUCAAUCCAAGAGCUUACGAGACCGCAACCAACGGUCUUGCCAAUCAUCAGUCAAAUAACAAUCCGCUCCUUAACGGUCAGAUAUCUUCAGGAUCGAUCUUCUUCUCGCAAUCUAACGGCACAACCAGUCCUCCGCCCCUGUUGGCACCACCACCAAAGACGAAAGACUCGAGACGUCAAAAUGGAAUCAAGGAAGAUCUGUUUGGUAGCAUUCCUUUUAAUCCUACGCCGACUUUAAACAUGAAGAAUGAAUUUAAGGAUCCGUUUGAAAUGGGAGAAUUCGGAGCUUCGACCAUGACAUCUAAUCCUAGCCAGCAAGAACUGGAAAACGCUAUCGGUCUGCUAGACAAGAAGCUGCUGGAGAUGAAGGAUGGUUUUAGUAGAGGGCUGUGCAUCGGAACGGAUGACUUUUCUUUGGAGAGCUUGGACCCACUGCGGAAUUAAAAUCGCCAAUCAGAUCGGAAGUUACGAGCGUUCGAACGAGAACUUUAUUAAGUGCUCUUAAGAUGCAGAGUACGAAAUACCAAUUAAUACGGAUAAAGCAAUUAGGGAUUAUGUCCGUGUAAAACCAAAAUUAGUCAAUUAUUACUAUUACCCUACUCGUAUAUUUAUGAUCAUGUUCGAUAUUUAUGGUACACAUUUAUGUGAAAUAAUUCUAUAAGCGUGUAUCCUUCUACACUCGCUAGUAAUCUACGCUAUUCUAUUCGUCGCUUUAGAACUGGGGUCCAAUCUGAAUGACGCACUGAAAAUGCGUUAUCGUUGUUAAUGAUCAGUCAGUGAGAGGAGAUCUCAAGUCGACCGUUAGAGUGGAAUGAGACAUUAUUCUAAUCGAGACAACAUAAUUAUAUAGACGAAAAUUUGUUAAAAUUUGUUAUAUAUAUAUAUAUAUAUAUAUAUAUAUAUAUAACUAAUUUUAUGUAUGUAUGUAUGUAUAUAUACAUACACAAUUUUUUCUUGUCGCGAAUCUCAUCGACGAGAAUUUGAUAUAUAUGUAUAUGUAUAUACAAUUUUUCUUAUCGCGAAUCUCAUAUCGACGAUGGUAUGCUUGCGUCUUUCAUAUUUUUUAACGAGAUAUUGAAAAAGAACUAAUAAAUAUUAUAAUUUUGUAGCCAUUGAAUUGAAGAAUUGGUGACGGCCGAGCAAUCUCUUACAUUCUAAAGCUACAAUUGAUAAUACACAUUUUACACUCGGCCUAGUUUGAUUUAAACUCGUCACAUUGUUGUUCAAUCGUCUGUCGAAAAGUGAGCUAGUAGAUGAAAAAAAAAAAAACAAAAAAAACGGAGCACUAACGUAGUAGCGUUUAGAAAUCACACUAAUAAUACGAACGCAUAGCUUUCAUAGUCUGUCGAUUGAACUCAUACACUCAACAUAUCCUCUUUCUUUGGUCUGUCGUACAUACCUUCACCUUGCUUUUAACGCGCGAACGUAAGUGAUAGGAAAAAAAAAAGUUAAUUGUAGGAGCGUAUGAAAACUUUCGGCUGUAGAGUUUACGGUAAUGUCUACGUAUCGCGAUCCGACCAAACGUAAGGCGUUAAACGAGUUCACGUUUAUCGCUACAGAGAGGAUUAGUAAUUAUGUACAUAUGAAAUAUUAUUGUUGCUAUAUUGUUUAAGAUAUAAUAGUUAAGAAUAUAGCAUAUGAUUAUUACAACAAAAA
Molecule: messenger RNA, 2826 nt
Organism: Temnothorax curvispinosus
Lineage: Eukaryota; Metazoa; Arthropoda; Insecta; Hymenoptera; Formicidae
Product: PTB domain-containing engulfment adapter protein 1-like
Exons: 9
Coding region: 235-1614 (459 amino acids)
Source: RefSeq, a predicted model, not a curated record